Molecule: messenger RNA, 1686 nt
Organism: Triticum turgidum subsp. durum (durum wheat)
Lineage: Eukaryota; Viridiplantae; Streptophyta; Magnoliopsida; Poales; Poaceae
Source: the annotation of a GenBank genome assembly
AUGGGGAUACAUAUACAGAGGGCGCUCGUCUCCGGCCAGCCAGCGCUGCUAUGCCCCUCUGGAUGGCCAUCGUCUCUGAGCAGCAGCAGCAGCAGCAGGACUGCUUCUGCUUCUUCCUCCCCAUGGGCAGGGGCAGGGGCAGGGGCAGGGGCAGGGGUAGGAACCACCAAGCCCAACGCCAUCAUCAUCCCCGUCCUCGCCAAGGAUUUCACAAGGCGGCGGCGCACCGGCACAUCAAUUUCCCCUCUCCACGCGCUGCCUCUUUCCAAGGAGGAGGAGGAGGAGGAGGAGGAGGACAAUGCUCUCUUGUUCAGCAGCAGCGGCACUGUCGGCAUCGACCUCAUUCUUCUAGCCCUGCCUGCAGUCUUAGGCCAGGCCAUCGACCCCAUGGCGCAACUCAUGGAGACCGCCUACAUCGGCAAAUUAGGUGCUCUGGAGCUAGCAUCGGCUGGCAUUGGUGUCGCUAUUUUUAACAUCCUGUCCAAGAUUUUCAACAUCCCCUUGUUGAGCAUAGCAACCUCAUUUGUGGCAGAGGACAUUUCCAAGAACGCUACCAAGCAUUCUACUUCAGGCAAACUGCAGCUGCCAUCCGUGUCGUCGGCUUUGGUUUUAGCUGCUGCGAUUGGUACAAUCGAAGCAUUGGCAUUGUUCCUAGGAUCAGGACUGUUUCUUAAACUAAUGGGCGUGUCACCUGCCUCUCCGAUGUAUGCUUCUGCGCGGCUCUUUCUUUCGCUGAGAGCCUUAGGAGCACCUGCAAAUGUGAUUAUGUUAGCAGUGCAGGGUAUCUUUCGUGGAUUCAAGGAUACAAAGACUCCCGUACUUUUUAUAGGUUUGGGCAAUCUUUCAGCCGUGGCCCUUCUUCCGCUACUUAUAUAUGGUUUUAAGCUUGGUAUAACAGGAGCCGCAAUUUCGACAGUCGCAUCCCAGUACAUUAUUGCCAUUUUGCUUAUGUGGUCUCUAAGUAAAAGAGCUGUUCUGCUUCCUCCAAAGAUGGACCAGUUAGAGUUCGGUGGAUAUUUAAAAUCUGGUGGCAUGCUAUUGGGACGAACCCUCUCAAUUCUGUUAACUAUGACCAUCGGUACAUCGAUGGCUGCUCGACAAGGCCCAACAGCUAUGGCUGCUCAUCAGAUUUGUUUGCAAGUAUGGCUUGCUGUAUCUCUGCUUGCAGACGCCUUAGCAGUUUCUGCCCAGGCUCUGAUAGCAAGCUCUUAUGCAAUAUUGGACUACAAAAGGGUCCAGAAGGUUGCGAUGUAUUCUCUGCAGAUAGGACUAGCUAGCGGGUUAGCUUUGGCAGUUGGCCUGUAUAUCUCAUUUGGUAGUAUAGCAAAGCUAUUUACCAAUGACCCUCAGGUCCUAGCGGUUGUGAGCUCCUGUGCAUUGUUUGUCUGUGCCAGUCAACCAGUUAAUGCCUUGGCAUUCAUCUUUGAUGGCCUCCAUUAUGGCGUCUCAGAUUUUGACUAUGUCGCUCAAGCUACGAUUGUGGUUGGGGUGAUAUCAUCGUUGGUCUUGUUAUAUGCUCCACGUGUCUUUGGCCUGGCCGGAGUCUGGGCUGGUUUGACAACACUCAUGGGAUUGCGCAUGGCUGCAGGCAUCCUGAGCAGUUGCAGGCGCAGCCACUUGCAUCAUAAGAAUUCAUGUCGAGCCAGCGCAGGGAGAGCUGCAUGGGCAGAUGCAGUUGAGGAAUGA